Schistocerca piceifrons (Central American locust) is the source of this 1502-nucleotide messenger RNA. Its product is annotated as zinc finger protein 503. Bases 394 to 1443 code for a protein of 349 amino acids. The record is from RefSeq and is a predicted model, not a curated record. NCBI's taxonomy places the organism in Eukaryota, Metazoa, Arthropoda, Insecta, Orthoptera, Acrididae. The transcript is spliced from 5 exons.
ACCCUGCCCUCCACGCGACCCGUUCCUUGAUCGCCGUCCUCACGGCACGGCUGCGCGUCUCGAACGCGACCGGGCGUCUUCCCUUGCGCCGCAAAACCUGAAGACUCAGCUCUUCCCAAAACUACCUUCGUUGACUCUUUUUUUCGGAACUAGUGAGUUGUGUAUCGCCUGUUACUCUCUCCCUGAAACUUCUAGCCUGUACCGUGCUCGAUUUACGUCGCUUGUGCUACGUGUGUUGCCGCGGCGUGAUUUCUCGUUGUCCCGCGACUGCGGCGGACGCUACGCCUGGAACAGUGUCCGCAGUGGGAGCUAUGCGCAGCGCCUAGCAGCGCGGCAACCGACACUGCAUAGCCGUACCUGCCACGAGCAACGCGACAGCUGCCGGUCGCCGCGAUGAGGAAGGACAUGAAGAAGUCCUCCUACUACGUGUGGUUCCUGGGCGCGCAGGAGGCCAAGGGCCUGCGAGGCCCGGAGUACAUCCUGCCCGCGCUCAGCACUCUCAUCGCCCGCGAGAGGGAAGUGGAGCCCUUCAAGGUGACGCUGCAAGUGAGCCACAAGGGGCUGAAGAUCAUCCAGAACGUGCCGAAGGCGUCGGGCGGCAAGUCGGGGGCGGGCGGCGGGGGCGGCGCCGUCAAGUGGGAGACGGUGAAGCACCUGGUGCCGGCCGAGGCGGUGACGUGCGCGCUGCAGCAGGCCGACGUGGUGGCGGCCAUCCUGCUGCUGGUGAACCCGGCGACGCGCUGCCCGGUGCACGUGCACGCCUACCGCUGCGACAGCGUCGAGACGGCGAGCCUGCUGCGCGCGCAGCUGGCCGCGCUCGCGGAGCGGCCCGACACGCUGCGCCGCAUCGCCGAGCUGGAGGCGCGCCUGCGCUCGCAGGGCCUGCUGCCGCCCCCGCCGCCCGCCGGCCGGUCGCCGCCGCUGGGGCGGCCGCCGCGCGCCAGGAGGCCGCUCAGCGCCGGCGGCGGAUCCGACGGUCGCAGCAGCAGCACUCGCGAAUCGGACAGCUCCGGGUCGUCGGGCCAGGGCCAGGACCGCAUAGCGUCGCUGUACGACUCGCUGGCGGCGGAGCUGCGCGCCAAGCUGGGCUCCGGGGGUGGCGCCGGCGGCGGCGUCGGGGGCGGCGGCGCUCCCCGCGCCCCGCUGCUGCUGCCGCCGCGAGACUACGACACGGUACACCGCGCGCGCGGCAACAUGGCCGCCGUCGACCUGCGCCGCUCCGCCGCCGCCUCCGCCGCGACGCCGGGCAAGGACGCCACGGCCACGGGGGCGGCGUCGACCGAUGCCGGGGGCGGCUCCUCGGGCCCCAGCAGCGGCAUCGGCUCCGACCACGCGCCCUCACCGGACCGGCAGUCCGAUCCCCGAUUCCUGGACAACGGCGACAGCUCCGGUAAGUUGCUGACAUCUUUGGGUCCUUACGGUCUACAUUUCUGUAAGUCUUAAUCAACAUUACUAUUUAUUUUGCUGAAAUAUUGUUCUUUGGGUUUGUUUCUAUGUAGCUG